Molecule: messenger RNA, 450 nt
Organism: Saprolegnia diclina VS20
Lineage: Eukaryota; Oomycota; Saprolegniomycetes; Saprolegniales; Saprolegniaceae
Exons: 5
Coding region: 1-450 (149 amino acids)
Source: RefSeq, a predicted model, not a curated record
AUGAGCUUUGGGAAGACCAACUACCGCGUCGGCGGAACCCGCGGUGGCCAAGACCAGUUCAAGUGGGACGACGUCAAGAACGACAAGUACCGUGAGAACUACCUUGGCCACUCGCUCCAGGCGCCCGUCGGCCGCUGGGCCAAAGGCAAGGACCUCACGUGGUAUGCCAAGACCAAGGCGGAGCAGAGCGCGGCGCUGGCAGACGAAAUCGCGCUGGCCCGACAGCGCGACGAGGACCUCAUGAACGAAGCCCUUGGUAUUGCGCCAAAGCAGCGCCGCCAAGUCGGAGGUCUUGAUGCGAACGAGAUGAAGGAGCUCCUUCGCCGUGGUGUGACGGAGCGGGGCGACGCCGAUGCCGAGCGCGUCCAAGGCGUGGGCGCUGCCCACUUUGUCACGGGGUACGAAGACCCCAACUACCGCAAGACGACCAUGGCCGAGCGGAAGACUUGA